Molecule: messenger RNA, 1686 nt
Organism: Trichomonas vaginalis G3
Lineage: Eukaryota; Parabasalia; Trichomonadida; Trichomonadidae
Product: chaperonin subunit eta CCTeta
Exons: 1
Coding region: 1-1686 (561 amino acids)
Biological process (GO): protein folding
Cellular component (GO): chaperonin-containing T-complex
Molecular function (GO): ATP-dependent protein folding chaperone; ATP binding; ATP hydrolysis activity
Source: RefSeq, a predicted model, not a curated record
AUGUCGAACAUGAUUCGUCCACCAAUCAUCCUUCUUCGUGAAGGUGUUGACCAGUCUCAAGGUCUUGGCCAAUUAAUUUCAAACAUCAAUGCUUGCCACGCAAUUGGUGAAAUCCUUGCCUCGACACUUGGCCCACGUGGUAUGGAUAAACUCAUUCAUAACAGCAACAACCGUCGUGCUAUUGUUACAAAUGAUGGCGCCACCGUCAUGAAAGAGCUCGACAUCGUUCAUCCAGCUGCUCAAUUAUUAGUUGACGUUGCCAAAUCACAGGAUGAAGAAAUCGGCGAUGGUACAACAUCAGUUAUCGUUUUAUCAACAUCAUUACUCGAUGCUGCUAAAGAUUUCCUCGAAGAUGGUGUCCAUCCACAGUUCAUUUGCCGCUGCUACAGAACAGCACUCAACGCUGCUCUCAAGAAGCUUGACGAAGUCGCAGUUACAAUUGAUGGCUCUCAGCGCGAAGUUCUUGAACAAUGCGCUGCUACAACACUUCGUAGCAAACUCGUUUCCGAUUCUCGUUACUUCUUUGCUCCAAUGAUCGUUGAUGCCGUUCUUCAGCUCGAUGAGGACAUGAGAUUAAACGAUCUUGGUGUUAAACUCGUCAAAGGUGGCUCCCUCCAGGACUCCUUCUUCGUCCCAGGCGUCGCUUUCGAACGCACAUUCUCAUACGCCGGUUUCGAACAGCAGCCAAAGCAUUUCAAGAAUCCAAAGAUCUUACUUCUCAACGUCGAGCUCGAGCUCAAGGCUGAAGGCACAGGUGCUGAAGUUCGUGUCGAGGACGCCAAGGAGUUCCAGGAAGUCGUUGAUGCUGAAUGGGCAAUCAUCUUCCGCAAGCUCAACGACUGCCUCAAUUCCGGUGCCAACAUCGUCAUCAGCAAGAAGCCAAUCGGUGAUGUCGCCACACAGUUCUUUGCCGACCACGAUAUCUUCUCAGCCGGCCGUGUUCCAGACGAAGACUUCAACAGACUCGCCAAGUGCACAGGCGCCAGCAUUCUCUCUACAACAUCAAACAUCGAAGCCAAGAACCUUGGUACAUGCGCUGAUUUCGAAGAACGCCAAGUUGGCUCCAAGAGAUUCAACAUCUUUACAGGCGGCAAUGGCCGUGCAGCUACAAUUGUCCUCAGAGGUGGUGCUGAACAGUUCCUCGAGGAAGCCGGCCGUUCAAUCCACGAUGCCAUCAUGAUUGUCCGCCGCGCAAAGAAGGCCCAGCGCAUUGUCGGUGGUGGUGGCGCCAUCGAAAUGGUCAUCUCCAAGCACUUACACGAGAUCGCCCUCAAGAUGGACGGCAAGGCACAGCUCAUUGUCGAAGCAUUCGGAGAUGCACUCGAAGCAAUCCCAAGAUCACUUACAAACAACGCUGGUUUCGACUCAUUCGAGACACUCAACAAACUCCGCUCUGCCCACGAGAAGGCUGACGGUGUUUGGGCUGGUGUAGACAUCGAAACAGGCGGUGUACUCAACGCUGUCGAGAACUUCAUCUGGGAGCCACUUGUCGUCAAGAAGAACGCUCUCAAGGCUGCUUGCGAGGCUGCCUGCACAAUCCUCUCCGUCGAUGAGACAGUUCAGAUCCCACAGCACGAGACAACAUUCGACCCAGGUCUCCCAGGACAGUCUGCCGUUAGAGGCCGUGGUGGAAUGCCUGCUCCAGGUGCUGGAAUGCCAGCUGGAGGUCUCCCCGGAAUGCGCUAA